CAGAUGCUGGUGCCACGAAAUCCAAAGGGUCUUUGGUGACAGGCUUACGGAUAAUCAGGACUCAAAAUGGAUGGCCACGCAGAUCAGAGGUCAUCUUGAAGAAAGCUUCCAAGCGCCCUAUGAGUCCAUCUACGUUCGCGAACGUCUCAUAUUUGCUUCUUUCUUGAAUCAAGAUGCAGAGCAGCGAUAUUAUGAAGAGGUGCUCGACGUGCAGGCGAUGAAAGACUGCAUCGAGGAAUACUUGGACGAAUACAACAGCGUCAGUGCAUUGCAAAUGCCCCUCGUGAUGUUCUUGGACGCCUGUGAGCAUUGCGCGCGGAUUUGCCGCAUCCUGAGCCAACCCAGUGGAAAUGUUCUUUUGCUGGGGGUUGGUGGGAGUGGUCGCCAGAGUUUGACUCGCUUAUCGACCCACAUGAAUGAAUGCGAGUGUUUUCAGAUUGAAGUGGCAAAAGGCUAUGGAAUGAGCGAGUUCCGCGAUGAUGUGAAGAAGUGUUUGAUGAAGUGUGGCGUCGAAGACAAAGUGCAAGUCUUCCUUUUCUGUGACACCCAAAUCGUCAAAGAGGACUUCGUUGAAGCCAUCAACAAUGUUUUGAACAGUGGCGACGUGCCAAAUCUUUAUGCAAACGAGGACAUGGAAGCGAUCUCGGGUGCCUGCAGACAGCUCUGCCAGAGCAUGGGUAUGCAGCCAAACAAAGCAAACCUCUUCAGCGCUUACCUCUCCAGGGUGAAGAAGAAUGUGCAUGUCGUCCUUGCGUUCUCACCCGUUGGGGAUGGCUUCCGCAGUCGUCUUCGCAUGUUCCCAUCCUUGGUGAACUGCUGUACGAUCAACUGGUUUCGAGAGUGGCCAGCUGAAGCACUAUACUCUGUGGCAAAGCAGCAGCUCACCUUGAACUCAGUGCAGCUGAACAAGUUCGAAGGAUCUUUGAAGCUGUUUCAAGUGAUGCAUAUGAGUGUGGAACUGGCAUCCAAGCAGUUCUUGGCAAAGAACAAGCGACAUGUCUAUGUCACUCCGACCUCGUAUUUGGAGCUCCUGUCUAGCUUUAUUUCAGUGCUCGCAAUGAAGAGAAAGCAGGUAGGCACCCAGCAAAAGCGCUACAAGGUUGGCCUUGAGAAGAUUGGAGAUGCUGAAAAGCAGGUCAGUGGAUUGCAGCAGAUGUUGGUUGAGAAGAAGCCACAGCUGGAAAAGACCCAGAAGGAAGUAGGUGAAAUGAUGAAGGUGAUCGAGGUUGACAAGGCGGCUGCACAGGAAGUUUCGACGAAGGUAGCGAACGAAGAAGCAGAGGCGAAAACGAAAGCUGAGGCAACACAAGCUAUCAAGGAUGAUGCUCAAAAGGACCUAGACGAAGCCUUGCCAGCGCUGGACACUGCAGUCGCAUGCUUAAAGAAGCUCAAGACUGCCCACAUUCAGGAGGUCAAAGCGCUAGCAAACCCUCCAGCUGGUGUCCGCUUGGCCUGUGAAGCCAUUUGCGUCAUGUUUCAGCUGAAGCCUGUCAAGAAGAAUGAUCCGAAUACGCCUGGCAAAAAGAUCGAUGACUAUUGGGAGACGAGCCAAAAGGAGAUAUUGCAGGAUCCCAAAGCGCUCUUGGACCGUUUGUUCAAUUUCGACAAGGACAACAUCCCUGACAGAGUGAUUCAGGCCAUCACACCCUACAUGGAAAGGGAAGACUUUGACCCAGCUGCGAUCAAGAAGGCUUCCAUCGCAUGUGAAGCUUUGUGCUUGUGGGUUGGUGCGAUGUACAAGUACCACUUUGUCGCAAAGGCGGUGGAGCCCAAGCGGCAGCUUCUCCGUGAGGCUGAAGCUGAUCUAGCAGAGUGUAUGGGAAAGCUUGAAGCAGCCCAAGCAGCCCUCCGAGAAGUGCACGACAAGAUACAGAAGUUGGAAGCAGACUACAACCAGGGAAUCGCUCGGCAGGAGUCUUUGCAACAGGACAUGGCCUUGUGUGAAAUCAAGCUGGAGCGAGCGCACAAGCUGAUUGGCGGCCUUGGGGGUGAAAAGGCUCGUUGGGCUGACAAUGUGAUCAAGCUCACCGAGCAGCUCGAGUUGUUGCCCGGCGAUUGCAUUGUGGCUGCCGGUAUGGUUUCCUACACUGGCCCCUUCACGUCAGAGUACCGCACAAACUUCGAGCAAGAGUGGCUGAAAGAGUUGGACAAAGAGUCCAUUGCGCACAAUGAGGAGUGCAACAUGCGGAGCGUUCUUGGAGAACCCGUGAAGAUUCAACAGUGGGUUGUCUACUCCUUGCCCAACGAUAAUCUGUCAAUUGAGAAUGCGAUCAUCAUUGAUAGAUCGCGCAGAUGGCCACUGAUGAUCGAUCCACAGCGCCAGGCCAACAAGUACAUCAAGAACAUGGGCAAAGACAUUGAGACGGGGUUCGAUGUUUGCAAGAUGAGCGAGACCAACUUCCUGCGAACUCUGGAGCUGGGGAUCCAAUUUGGUAAGUGGAUCUUGUUGGAAAACAUUGGGUUGAGUCUCGACCCAGCCCUAGAGCCCAUUCUCCAGCAGCAGAAGGUUCGAGAUGGAUCCGGCUUUACGAUCAAAUUGGGCGACAAGUCAAUCAAUUAUGCUAAUACCUUCAAGUUUUACAUGACGACCACACUGCCAAACCCACACUACUCGCCAGAGACGUCAGUGAAGGUCACGUUGCUCAACUUCGCAAUCACACCUACUGGCCUGGAGGAUCAAAUGCUUGGCAUUGUUGUGGCAAAGGAGAGACCUGACCUCGAAGAGCAGAAGAGCCAGCUGGUGAAAGACAAUGCCAAGAUGAACAAACAGUUGAAAGAAAUUGAGGACGAGAUCCUACAUUUGCUUUCGGCCAGCGAGGGUGAUGUACUGGAGGACGAUACUCUGGUCGACAAAGUGACCGCUUCCAAGCAGGUUUCGUUGGACAUUGGGGAGAAGCAGGAGGUUGCAAAAGCCACUGAAAUUGACAUUGACAAUGCCCGAGAGUCGUACCGUCCAGUGGCAUAUCGAACCGCAGUGCUUUUCUUCGGAAUUGUGGAGCUGGCAAAUAUUGAUCCAAUGUACCAGUACAGCUUACAGUGGUUUCAACAGCUCUUCCAGCUUGCAGUGGAUCAGUCGCCGAAGUGUGAUGUGCUUGAGGAACGGCUUGAAAUUCUACAAGACUUCUUCACGGAGUCUCUGUAUCAGAACAUUUGCCGUGGCCUAUUUGAGAAGGACAAGACACUCUUCUCGUUCGCACUGUGCAUCAGAAUCAUGAAAGGCGACAAUCGUGUUGAUGAUGCAGAGCUGCGCUAUCUCCUUGUCGGCCCUACCAGCGAUAUGCUCGAGAAGGGGCCCAUGAUUCCAGCAGAAUGGGUUGGCUCACAAAGAUGGAAUGAGAUACUCACAUUGGCUCGCCUACCUGCCUUUAGAGGUUUCGAGACAGCGAUCGUAUCCAACUUGGAAGACUUCCAGCGAAUCUACGACUCCAUCGAAGCUGAGAAGGAGCCACUUCCGGAACCUUGGGAAAAGAAGCUAUCGCCUUUGCAGCGGCUGUGCUUUGUGCGCAGUUUCCGUAUUGAUUGCCUGAAAGCUGCCAUCAUCGAUUUUAUCACGCAGGAGAUUGGAGGAAAAUUUGUGGAUCCUCCGACUUUUGACAUUGCCAAAUCAUAUGCUGACUCUGUCAACACGACUCCCCUGAUCUUCAUCCUCUCUCCUGGUACAGAUCCCGUCUCUGACGUGAUUCGCUUUGCCGAGCAGGUUGGAAUGGCCAAGAAAUUUGAGCCCAUCUCCCUCGGGCAAGGACAAGGACCCAGAGCACAGAAAUUGAUCGACUCUGCGCGCCAGAGCGGAGGAUGGGUGUUGCUGUCGAACUGCCACCUGAUGCAGUCCUGGAUGCCGACUCUGGAGGCUAUUGUUGAGCAGCUCGAUCCGGAGACAAUGUCCAACAAUUUCCGGCUUUGGCUGACUUCGAUGCCAGCCAAGUCAUUCCCCGUGCAGGUGCUGCAAAACGGCGUAAAGAUGACCAACGAACCUCCUUCUGGAUUGCGGGCCAAUUUGCUUCGAUCUUACUCAACAGUCAGUGACAAGCUCUUUGAGGAGUCAAACAAGCCUUCAGUCUUCAAGAGUCUUCUAUUUGGGUUCUGCUUCUUCCAUGCAGUCGUCCAGGAUCGGCGCAAGUUUGGUCCGAUUGGUUGGAACAUUCCCUACGGCUUCACUCCGGAGGAUUUGGCAGUUUGCCGCCAGCAGCUGAUGCUUUUUGUCAACAAGUACAAGGACGUGCCCUACAAAGUGCUCAACUUUUUGGGAGCUCAGAUCAACUAUGGAGGGCGUGUCACUGACGACAAAGACAAGCUCUUGAUCUCUACGAUCCUGGCCACCUUUAUUUGCCCAGAAGCCGUCAACCAAACAGACAAGUACAAGUAUUCUGCCAGUGGAUUGUACUAUGCUCCCAACGCAGAGAACGUCGAGGACUUUGUGGAGUAUAUCCGCGGCUUGCCGCUUUAUCCCAUGCCUGAAGCAUUUGGACUUCACGACAAUUGCAACAUCACAUGCGCACAAGAGGAGGCCUUCAAACUGCUUCUUGGCAUGCAGAGCAUGGUGUCGGCUGGUGGCGGUGGAGGUGAUGGAAAGUCAGCUGACGAUGUCAUGGACGCAACUGCGGCUUCGAUCCAAGACAAGCUGCCAAGAGCCUUUGCGCUUGACGUAUGUGAGCAAAAGUUCCCCACACGCUACGAGGAGUCGAUGAACACAGUGGUCAAGCAGGAAUGUCUUCGCUACAACAAGCUUUUGACUGAAAUGGACAGCUCUCUCAAGGCAUUCCGAAAAGCCAUAAAAGGUCUCAUAGUCAUGACUGCAGAGCUGGAGGAAGUUGGGAAAUCAAUGUUUAUCAACGAGGUCCCGGAGAUGUGGUCCAAGAAGGGUCCGCUGUCACUGAAACCGCUGAGUAGUUGGUUUCCCGACAUCAUUGCGCGUGUCGCGUUCUUCCAGAAUUGGAAUGAUUUGGGCAAGACUCCUCCGGUGCAUUGGAUCAGCGGUAUAUUCUUUCCACAGGCCUUCUUUACUGGAGCGAUGCAAAAUUAUGCUCGGAAGCAUGAAGAAGAGAUCGACCUACUUUCCUUCUCACAGAAGGUCAUGGACAACGUCACUAACCCUAAGAAGGAGCUGACAUCGCCCCCCGAGGAUGGAGUCUACAUCUACGGUUUGUUCAUCGAAGGUGCACGCUGGGACACGGGCACCCACAUGGUACAGGGCUCUCAGCCGAAGGUGCUCUUCACUGAGUUGCCCUUACUGUGGUUCCUUCCAGUCAAGGACCGCAAGCCCAAUCCCAAGGACUACCGAUGUCCAACCUACAAGGUUCUCAGCCGAAAGGGCACGCUUCUCACCACAGGGCACUCGACCAAUUUCGUCCUUUACCUGGAGCUUCCAACUGACCAGGCUGUAUCGAAAUGGAUCAAAGCAGGGGUGGCUUCAUUCCUUGCUUUGAAACAUUGACCGGUGCAUACUUCACCGCAGCAAUUGGGAGAGCAAUCACACUUGACGCACGAGUGAGCAUUAGAAAGUAGAGCAUGAACACCAAGUGAGAAGAUGGAGCAGUAUAAUCUUUUGUAUGCCUGCGUUACUAUACAGUGUCACAGUUCAGAUGCAUGCUGUUUGUGUUUGGAGGUUUCUCAUUACCAUUACCUUCUUUGAAGGUCUUAUUGUUUGACCUAGGGGUCAUGCAAAAACUCCGACAAGGCUCAAAGAGCGUUGUUGGGAUGUGCCAUG
Durusdinium trenchii is the source of this 5704-nucleotide messenger RNA. The record is from the annotation of a GenBank genome assembly. NCBI's taxonomy places the organism in Eukaryota, Dinophyceae, Suessiales, Symbiodiniaceae.